Molecule: messenger RNA, 2423 nt
Organism: Olea europaea var. sylvestris
Lineage: Eukaryota; Viridiplantae; Streptophyta; Magnoliopsida; Lamiales; Oleaceae
Product: ABC transporter B family member 26, chloroplastic-like
Exons: 18
Coding region: 60-2102 (680 amino acids)
Biological process (GO): transmembrane transport
Cellular component (GO): membrane
Molecular function (GO): ATP binding; ABC-type transporter activity; ATP hydrolysis activity
Source: RefSeq, a predicted model, not a curated record
CCAUAAAUUGAAUGGAGUCCAAGUAGGGCUUAAAGAAUCUCUGAAUUAUUCACCAAUCCAUGGCCAAUCUUCCGACCAUCUUCCAUUUUCAUCCCAGCUUCAAAUGGCGGAAUAUUUCACCUCUGUAUAUCAACACCAAAAUCCAAUUCUCGUAUUCAACUACACGCAGUAACUUUAAUUUUCACCACUCCAAUACAAUAAAUCAAGCAACAAGUGUUUCGUAUUCAAAUGCAUGUAAGCAAAUUCAACAGGGCUGUGAUGAAAUAUUUCACACUUUCAAGAGAUGGAGGGAUUAUGUUCCGGGUGGAAAUUGGUGGGAUUUGUAUGAUUCUGAGCCGCUAAUAGAUGGGGCAAAGCCAGUUACUGUUUUGAAUGCUCUUAGCAAAAUGUGGGCAUUGGUAACUGACGAACAUUGGGUUUUGUACACAGCAUUUGGUGCCCUAACUGUUGCUGCGCUUUCGGAGAUCUCAAUUCCAAGUAUAUUGGCUGGAGCCAUCUUCUCUGCACAAAGUGGUAAAACAAUGGUUUUUCACCGAAACACCUGGCUACUAGUUCUCCUGUGUUUCACCUCUGGGAUAUGCAGUGGUCUGCGAAGUGGAUGCUUUGCAUUGGCAAAUACAAUCUUGGUUAAACGACUCAGGGAAACUUUGUAUAGAUCUCUUCUUCUUCAGGAUAUAUCCUUUUUUGAAAUAGCAGCAGUGGGUGAUUUAACUAGCAGACUUGGUACAGAUUGUCAGCGAUUAUCCCAUAGCAUUGGAAAUGAUAUACAUCUAAUUCUACGCAAUAUUCUUCAGGGGACAGGUGCAUUCAUUAACUUGAUGACUUUGUCGUGGCCUCUGGCUCUGUCAUCACUGGUCAUAUGCUUCACUUUAUCUGCAAUUUUUCUUGUGUAUGGCCAGUACCAGAAGAAAGCAGCAAUGCUUGCACAAAAGUGGGCAGCUUCUUCCAAUGACGUUGCCCAAGAAACUCUAUCUUUGAUGAGGACAGUCCGUGCUUAUGGAACAGAAACUGAGGAACUUCAAAGGUUCAUGCAAGGACUCGAAAGGUUAUCUUCUAUAAGCAUCAGGGAAAGUAUAGCUUAUGGAUUGUGGAACCUCAGCUUCAGUGCUUUGUACCGAAUGACUCAGGUUUUCGCUGUCUUUUUAGGAGGAAUGUCUAUUUUUAGUGGGCACGUAUCAGCAGAGCAACUUAUGAAGUAUGUUUUCUACUGCGAGUGGCUCAUUUAUGCCGCUUGGAGGUUGCAAGACAAUAUGUCGUCCUUACUUCAGUCUAUUGGAGCCUGUGAACAAGUCUUCCAGUUGAUGAAUAUCUCACCCAGCCAUCAAUUCUUAUCAAAAGGAUUAAAGUUACAGAGGCUGAAGGGAGACAUUGAAUUUGUGAAUGUGUCCUUUAACUAUUCUUCUAGGAAAAAGGUACCAGUUGUGGAAAAUGUGAACUUUAAGAUACAACCUAACAACAUAAUUGCAAUUGUUGGGGCCAGUGGUAGCGGGAAAACUACAUUAAUCAAUCUUUUGCUUCGACUCUACGACCCAGACAGUGGUCAGAUUUUAAUAGAUGGCAUUCCUCUUAGAGAGCUGGACAUCAGGUGGCUGAGGGAAAAUAUUGGAUUCGUUUCACAGGAACCUCAGAUUUUCCACGCUGAUUUUAAGUCGAACAUAAUGUAUGGUUGCCCCCGAAGCAUCAAACGGGAAGAGAUAGAAUGGGCUGCAAAGCGGGCUUAUGUGCACGAAUUCAUCUCUUCUUUUCCCAGGGGUUAUGAUACUCCUAUUGAUAAUAAUCUAUUAAGUAGAGGGCAAAAGCAGCGCAUUGCUAUUGCAAGGGCAAUUCUUAGAGAUCCUACAAUUCUUGUUUUCGAUGAAGCUACCAGCGCUCUUGAUGCUGAGAAUGAACACUUAAUCAAGGAGAUACUUUAUUCUUUCAAGAAAGAAUUGAAUCGUACAGUAAUUAUAAUCGCACACAGGAUGUCUACCAUAAAAGAUGUUGACAGAAUUCUGGUAAUGGAUAGCGGACAAGUUGUUGAGAUGGGUAAUCAUGUAGAGCUCCUUUGCAAGGAUGGACUAUAUGCUCGAUUAUUCAAAUUACAAAAUGACAUUCUAGAUUGAUCGACUAUAGGAAGAGACUCACCGACAAUAUGAUUCCUCUGUGCACAACACAGGUGCUGAUAUUGCUCGUCUUCACUAACAUGUCUAUUUUAACAAGUCUUACUGGCUCUCUCCGAGACAAUACCUAGAUAAUUAUACCUUUUGUGAUAUUGCACUAAACAUUGAGUACGGGCGUUAUUUUGGCUUAUCAGGGUAAGAUGUCUCUAGUAGAGUGAACAUAUGAAACAAAACUCCAUUUCCUCUAAAGGAUAGCUCUCUGGAUUUGUGUAUUCUUUUAUCCUUUAUGAGAUUAUAUCCUUUUUUGGUGGCCCCCUUCUUUUA